Pongo pygmaeus (Bornean orangutan) is the source of this 2788-nucleotide messenger RNA. RefSeq names its product serine palmitoyltransferase small subunit B (gene SPTSSB). Gene Ontology annotation, molecular function: serine C-palmitoyltransferase activity. Gene Ontology annotation, cellular component: serine palmitoyltransferase complex. The record is from RefSeq and is a predicted model, not a curated record. Lineage: Eukaryota; Metazoa; Chordata; Mammalia; Primates; Hominidae. Gene Ontology annotation, biological process: endoplasmic reticulum organization; ceramide biosynthetic process. The coding region runs from base 1244 to 1525 and encodes 93 amino acids. The transcript has 5 exons.
UUCUCCGGACACGAUCCUUUAAUCUGUUUUCCUGGGGCAGUCCACCUUUUUAACGAUUAACCUCCCAGCUACCGCGGGCAAGGUGGCAGGAUGCGAGUGGGGCGGGGAGGGGCGUUUCACACGUUCAGAGGCACCAAAAUUAGCUGCCAGUGCUAAAAGGCUUUGCUUUCUUCGGUUUUUGACAAACAAAUGGGGUGGGAUGCUUGCUUGGCUGCCCGCUGCCCCAGCCCGAGCCCUGGGCUCACUUAGCAGCCUGAUGCCGAGUUUCAGACGCAGUCCUGCUGUGCUUACACCCGGGCUUCUUCGCUCCCUUGCCAAAGUCUGCAGCCCGGUGGAUGCUGGGCGCGGGCUUUCCCUGAGCGCUUUAACGCAGCUUAGGCUAAAGCCCCAGAGCUCCCACCUUCUCACCUCCUGUUUAUCGGCCCGCCCCUCUACCACCGCCAAAGGACGUGCCCCUUCAGUAGUGUCGGGGAUCCCAGCCCCAGCGCGGGGGAGGGCGCCUCCCUAUCCCCUCCUCCCGGUCCCCGCCUCGACUCGGGGUUUUACUGCAGCAGCCGGAGGUGACAGCGACGCCUCAGCCGCCUCUGUUGCUCUCGGAGCCCCGGCUUCCCCUGCACCGGGAAAGCGCCCCCUCCCGAGAGGCUGGUCCCUGGCGAAGUGCGAACGAGCUGCGGAAAACCAAAUUUUAAAAUGUAGAAGUCGUUGAGCUGCAUUCCUCCGAGGACCAGUCUGAUCGCCCAAGACUGAGAGUGGCAGCGUAUGAGAAGUUGGGACCGUAGAGCAAGUGGGGGGAGGGGAGUGUUGCAGCAGGCAUUCUAUUCUGGAAGGAGUCGCUGGGAGCAGUGCGGUUGGACACAAGUUUGCGUAGGAGUGUUUUCCUUUUGUCAAUAAUUAAUCACCGGAAUUAGCCUGGUAGAAUUUGAGUUUUAGCAAUAGUCCCGAGGGCGGGGCCGAACACCUAACUCCGGGAGGCUCCCAGGCGCCCGGCGCAGUGGGAAGCUCGCAGCAGCUGGGGAGGAGCCAAAGCCUCGGCGCUCACCUAAGCCGCAGGGAGAUACACCCAACUGGGAGAUGAGGAAACAGCAACCCAGAGAGGAGAAGUAACCCACACAAGAUCAUUUUGUGAAGGAGCAAGGCUGAAGACCCAGACCUGGACUUUCUUAGGGGGAGGGCUACGGAUCACAUCUUCUGCAAUAUUUCCAAGUCAUCUUUUCAAAAGCACAUAACUAAAAACAGGAGAUGCAUGGUGUGCCUGAAUAAAGACAAACUUAACUGCAGCUUGAAGGAGCCAACCAUGGAUUUGAGGCGUGUGAAGGAAUAUUUCUCCUGGCUCUACUAUCAAUACCAAAUCAUUAGCUGCUGUGCUGUUUUAGAGCCCUGGGAGCGAUCUAUGUUUAACACCAUCUUACUAACCAUUAUUGCUAUGGUGGUAUACACUGCCUAUGUCUUUAUUCCAAUCCACAUUCGCCUGGCUUGGGAAUUUUUCUCAAAAAUAUGUGGAUAUCACAGUACAAUUUCUAAUUGAUCUUGUUCACAUUCAGUGAAAUGGCAUUGCAUAUUUAUAUGUUGCUUACAACUUAUUGAUUUAGGUAACUAUUGUGUCUUCCUUCACUAUCUGACCUGAAAAGCACUCUCUUCUCUAUGCACUCUUAUAUUCUGCCUUUCUGCCUGGAGUUUGAAAUAGAUGUCUCUUUAGUUUCUUUCACACAUGCUACACUGUGCAUUAGACCGUAGAUAAUACAGUGACUUUACCUCACAAAUCAUAUUCUGUCAACACAAAUCUAUGAAUUUAGUUUAUUUAAAAUCAGAACAAUUUCCUACAAAAUUUUUCUGGAAAAUAGGCUCCUAACAGACCUACCAGAAUCAUGCUUAAAGUGCUCCCUUGACACUUAUUCUAUACUGAAGGAUAAAUUUUAAAAAAUCUUUAUAGGCUACUGUCAGAAGUAUCCUAUCCUUGUUUACGAUGUAUAAAAAGAUGUGAAUAAAUUAUAUGGACCCCCUAAGUCUUAUUUUCUAGUAAACUGAUGAUACUGGAAAUUCUUUUACUUCAAAUGCAAAAGAAUAAGCUGGAGGCAAUUCUUUCCUUUCAUACACAGUUCAUGAAUCGUUUUAAAUGCUUCUUAAAGUCUGGCUUUAUAACCGUUUAAAAUCAACAAUGUUGAUUUUAGAUAACCAAGUAAGCAUUAUAAUACAAAAUAAUUUUAAGUGUAAGAAACUAAAGUAUAAUCAAAGUAAAUUCAGAUAUUGUGAUUUGUGGCGUUGCCUUGCCUUGCAUGAUGCUGGCGGAAAAAGAGAAAAGAAAUGGUUUUCUUUUUGUACUUUCAUUCAGUGUAGAGGGAAAAAAGCAUGUAUUGGGCCACCGGAAGAAAAGCUAAUAAAUAGGCUGGAAGUAAUAGUCUACCAGCAGGAACUCAACAGCUCCAGUUAAGUGCUUUGAUAUAGUGGCUCCUUUGCAGAGCCAAAACAAGAUUUAUUAAAUUUUAUUCAAACUGUUUAUCUUUAAAACAAAUAUAAGGUUUUAAUUAUACUGCUGAAGCAAAUGUGAAUGCCAAAGACUACGUUUUGCAGUUUUGCUUUCCUCCCAAUAAAUAUUAAUGUAUGUAAUUCUAGAGGGUAAAACUGUAAAUAGGUUUGAACAAUAUUUGCACCCUUGUUUGUGUUAUGAAAAAAUUUUUCCAAGGCGAGCUAGAGAGAAAGAUGUUUGGCAUGCCAAAUUAACUUGCAUGUUUGUUAAAAAAACAAACACAUGUUUUGAAGAGAAACCAGAUCUGAACAUGUAUUUGUUGAG